Molecule: messenger RNA, 2535 nt
Organism: Drosophila bipectinata
Lineage: Eukaryota; Metazoa; Arthropoda; Insecta; Diptera; Drosophilidae
Source: RefSeq, a predicted model, not a curated record
AUUUUAUUUUUAUUUUUAAUUUUUUUGUCUGUGUUUUGUGUUGCCAACGUUGCCGUAGCCGAUGAAGCCGCCGAUGUUCCGCCGUCUGAGGCUAAAAGUCUUCUCACCUCCGAUUACCGAUUACCGAUCCACAGUAGACCGUUAACAAGAGAGGGCCCAGCGAGUGGCGUCAUCCUACGGACAUUUAUGUACAUUUUGGAAAUGCCAACCCCAUUAGAGUGUAAAAACGGAAAAUAUUCAAUCCAGAAGAGCAACAACAUCACCAGGAGACGCCGUCGCCAUUAGAGUGCGCGCAGCGGAAACCAGAAGAAUCCGGAGAGGAGAGUCAUCCCCGCGCCAGAGAAGCGAACGAGAAUAAGAUUGAGGGUCUCAGCGUUACGCCUUCUCAGCAGAAACGGUUCGUCGGUCGGCCGAGGAGUGUGCGAGCAGGAGGGCGCCGCGAAAAGCCGCUGACUACAACAGAAUUGCCAAAUGGAGACGAAAAAUCCACCUCCGGUGACGAGCAGUUACCACCACCAGAGGGCGCCACGCACACCGGAGUCCUACUUCAAUGUCCCGGAAUCGGUAGCUCUGCUGAACAUUGUAAAGUCGGAGAGGAUACAAAGUGCCUUCCAAUCAAACCGGAAGAAUCAUGCCAGCGUGUGGGAGAUGGUGGCCGAGGUGCUGAACCGGUUCAGUACCCGGAAACGGACAGCCAAGCAGUGCUGCAAUCGCUACGAGAAUCUAAAGAAGAUCUACACGCAGCUGAAGAAGAACCCGGAACGGCAUGUGCGGCGCAACUGGCCGUACAUGUUCUUGUUCAAGGAGAUCGAGGAGCAGCGUGGCGAAUGCUGGGGCUCCAAUGGGAAGCGGUUGGCCCUGACCUCCAAGAACCACAAUGAGCUCUCCUACUACCAGCGGCGGCGGCAAGCGGCCGAGCUGGGGGUACUGCUCAACAAGGACAACCUUACGCCGCAUCAGCACAGCCUGCUGCAGAGCCUCUCGCAGAGUCACUCCCAGUCGCACGCCCACUCCACGGACUCCUCGCAGAGCGGAGCCAGCAAGCUGGAGCGCUAUCUCCCAAAUCACUUUGUGGAGGCGCAACUAAACGAUGUGGCCUGUACCGGUGGCGUUGGCGGAGUGGGGGGUUCGGUGAGUGGACCCGGCGGCGUCUACGACGAGAGUCCCCUCCAGCUUCAGGUGGCGGCAGCUGCCGCGGCCGCUGCUGCUGUGGCGCAGAAGCUCCAGAUGGGCGGAGGCGGCGUACCGCUGGCAACUGAGGAGGACGACGAAGACGAGCCCCAGAAUGCUGCAUUUAAGGAUCACAUCCAUGGUCACAGUCUUGGCCACGGGCACGGUCUGGGCCACGGUCAGAUGGAGGAUCCCGGCGAAACGCCUGGCUUCGAAAAGGACUGCAACGGAGCCCUCAACUUGCACCACCAGAACAACAGCCACAACGACAACAACAUAUCCAUGAAAUCCGAACCCCUUUCAGAGGGGGAAUUCAAUCCGGAUGACAUCCAGCUGAUGCAAACAAACUACAAUGGAACACAAAACUAUUACACAGCAGGCUUGGACCCAAACAUCCUGCACCCGGACGUGAUCGUGGAUACGGACAAUCGUUCCGACUGCACGUCCUCCACCUCACAGAAGAAGAGGCGCAAGCUGUCCACCUCAACGGACGGCGAUAGCACCAACUACGAGCUCAUUGAGUACCUUAAGAGGCGUGAGAAGAGGGACGAGGAGCUGCUCAAGCGGAUGGAUGCCCGGGAGGAGCGGUUAAUGAACCUGCUUGAACGGACAGUGGUGGCCUUCGAGACCCUGGCCGCGGGGCGACUACUGCCGUCGUCGACAUCCACACCGUCGCCACCGCCUCCUCCUCUUUUGACUGGGCCAGCUAUAGUGCCAGUUCCAAUAGUGACCUUGAAAAAACCUGCGACCACGGCACCCGAAGAGACGGCCAGCACAGUAGUCCUGCCCGAAUCGCCAACCAAGUCCGCAGAGCAGCCAGAUAGUGGCAAUGUCGCAGAAACUUCCGAUAACGCUGUUGUCGAGAUUCCCGACGACGUGGAUGAGAGCGAGAGUCCCGCGAUAACGCGUGCAGCUGGCUCGCCAGGUGGUCAGAAGGACGACGAUGAACGGCACACGUAGGACAAAAACGCCGCAGAAACCAUACGUAUAGAUGCUCACUAGAUCUACUUAAGCCUCCACCUAAGUACGUACAUGUACAUGUAUACACGUAUACUCUCCUCCGACUGGGGGAGAACCAAGUGCCAAAGACGAGCCGAGUCUCGAAUUUCUGUUGAGAUUUCCACACUCCUCUAGAGAGAAAGCCAAAUUGAGGACAAAGUGUGGCAAACCUAAUGUUUGUGCCAGCGAGAACAAUAUACUUUUAAAUACUUUAACUUAACUUAAGAUUCAGAGCGAGGGCAAGAAAGCGCGCCUCAUCCCACCCAAGAUGCCCGACGAAUCUCAAGGCGCCGCGGAUCUGCUCCAGCCACCCGAAGGAACAAGCUAGCUGAACUGCAAAGGGGCUCAAAUGCAUUUGUGCAGGAA